AUGGGAUUCCCUACGAACCUGCUUCUGGCCAAUCUGGUCAUGUUGGCCGGCUUCGCUCAUUCCUUUAAUUUCUGGCGUCUGCCGUGCAGAAACCGCAUUGCUGCAGCUCGUAUAGAUCCUAUUAUGGCGCCUGGCGAGACCUGUGACCAUAUGCAUACGAUAUUUGGCUCCGGAGGCUUCUCUGACAACGUCACCCAAGAUGACCUCUUAGAUGCCAAUUGCACUUCGUGUGCUGUGACGCAAGAUAAGUCUGCGUACUGGACUCCGCCAUUGAUGUUUGUAUAUUCCAACGGAUCUACGACCAUGGUCAACCAGGACGGAGGGAUGUUAGCAUAUUACUUUGUAUACGGAGAAGACCCGCAGCCUUUCCCUGAAAGCUUUCGCAUGAUGGCCGGUGACCAGUUUUUGCGAAACUUUACAGGCCCCGUUCCAGAUCCGCCCACUUCUGAAUGGACUGAUGCAGACAAGACUCAAUUUUCCCUGUCUCAGAAGGCUAUUGGGUUUAAUUGUCUGCACUAUAAUACUACCAACGAGGACUCCCUCUACCGCCACACAAUGCCUGAAAAGGAUUUUCUUGACGAAAAUUGCUGGGACGGUCUGCGUAUUGAGCUCAUGUUUCCAUCUUGCUGGAAUGGAGUGGACGUUGAUAGCCCAGAUCACAAAUCUCACAUGGCGUAUCCGGACCUAGUCAAGGAUGGAAAGUGCCCUGAAGGAUUCAACACUCGGCUUGUGAGCCUUUUCUACGAAACUAAGUACGACACCCAGGAUUUCAGAGGCGUAGAAGGCCAAUUCGUUCUUUCCACUGGCGACCCUACGGGUUGCGGAUACCACGGCGACUUUAUCCAAGGAUGGGAACCGGAUUUUCUCCAAGAAGCAAUGAACGGAUGUACAAAUCCCUCAGGGGAGGUGUCGGAUUGCCCUCUAUUUACUGACAAUGCUGAUGCAUCCACGUGCCAGAUUGCCCUCCCAGAGGCUUUGGUGGACGAAAACCCUUUCUUCAACCUGCAUGGCUUACUAGGCGAUGUGCCCAUCCAAAGUGGUCCCGAGCAAGCGACACCGUACGGUUUCUUAUUGCCAGCUCCCACGAGCCCAGGUCUACCUGUACCCGCAGGAGGCAUCAUUGGUUCACUUGGCGAUGUAGUGUCUGGAGUCGUUACUGGGCUAGCGGCUCCGGUACCAUCAGAGGCCCCAUCUGACGGUCGUAUUCAGGCCGCCCAGGUACCGUCGACGACGUGCGCUUCCAAACAAGCACUGCCAACUGGUGUUUCGAGAGAUGCUGACGAUUGUGAGGUUGUCAUAGUGCGCGAGACGGCCGUUGUUGAAGUUGGCAACGACGGUGUUCCUAUAACAACUCUUGCGCCGGUUGGCAGCACUACCACAAGCACCAAGAUCGUCGCCAUGCCAAUGAACAACCUGAAGCGUGAGCAGUUUUCGACACCUGGUGAGAUGUCGUCUCUUCGCCGCAUGCAUAAUCGGCACCUGCAUAACCGUCAUUGA
Messenger RNA from Talaromyces atroroseus, 1497 nucleotides. RefSeq lists its product as hypothetical. NCBI's taxonomy places the organism in Eukaryota, Fungi, Ascomycota, Eurotiomycetes, Eurotiales, Trichocomaceae. The record is from RefSeq and is a predicted model, not a curated record. The transcript has 2 exons. Bases 1 to 1497 code for a protein of 498 amino acids.